Oncorhynchus keta (chum salmon) is the source of this 2867-nucleotide messenger RNA. It is a transcript of the gene sack1c, whose product is annotated as family with sequence similarity 83 member C. The transcript is spliced from 4 exons. The record is from RefSeq and is a predicted model, not a curated record. The coding region runs from base 546 to 2333 and encodes 595 amino acids. NCBI's taxonomy places the organism in Eukaryota, Metazoa, Chordata, Actinopteri, Salmoniformes, Salmonidae.
UAACAAAAUGUGGAAAAGGUUCAGGGGUCUGAAUACUUUCCAAAUGCACUGUAUGAUGGCUACCAUAAAGAGACGCUGGGGAUAGGUUUUCAAUUUCAUAUCAGGUGAGCGAGAGGUGGAGCCAGAUGACGUUAGCUACCGCGACCGCUAUAAACAGGGGUGUAUUCAUUACACCGAUUCUGUUGCAAAACUUUUCGUAAACGGAAGAAAACGGAACGAGGGCGAGACCUACCUGAAUGUGUCCAAUAGAAACUCUUGUUUUUGUUGCAAAACGCAACUUCUUGGACUAAUGGUUACACCCUGGUGAGGAAGAGGCGGUGUGCUUCUGAACAGACUAUUAGACCAACAAUACGAAAGCCCCCGCGGGAAUAGCCUACAGUCGCUGUCAUGAUCGGCAACUAGAGAAGUCCAGUCCAUUUCAGCGCAGGCCGUUUUUAUAAAGAGACUACUAGUUUUUAGAGAUUUACAUUUGCUAUAUGCCUGUAAGAGUACUGUAGUGCAGGAGAGUACACCGCCAUCUGUUACCUUAGUGCUGCGUAGGCACAAUGAUGAGCUCCGACGCGCUCCGGCCGACACAGAACUCCGGGCGCAAAGCGCUUGGUAAACUCGCCAGCAGGUUAGAAGAAGUGAAGAACCCAUGGCGACAAGGCUCGACGCUCGAACUCAGCCACAACGAGGCGGCCAGGUUGGCAACCGACGCUCUGUUGGAGUCUGGGGAGAAGGAAUACAGACGAGUUCUGACAGAGGAAAGGGAAUUAAAUUUUCUCUCGCCGCUUGAGAUUCAUUAUAUUACGGAGAAUGCAGCCAAGAACUGUAGCUCCGAAAACAGCUCAAAUGGCACCGAGGGUGACAUUGGGGAGGGGGAUACGGUGUCGGAGCUUACCUCGGGGACCUAUUUCCCAAUGAUGUCCGACGAAGAGCCACCUAUUCUGGAACUAGGGUGGCCAGAAAACCCCCAACGAUACGGACCCUCAGAAACACAGAUCUAUUUCCAAAGGGACAAGACUCACAAUGUGAAAGACCUCAUUCGGUCGUUAAUUAAUAAAGCAAAAAGGGUCAUAGCGUUGGUCAUGGACCUCUUCACAGACGUUGAUCUGCUGUGUGACUUGAUGGAGGCCUCGAACAAACGCAAGGUCCCUGUGUACAUUCUCCUGGAUGAGAAGAAUCUCAACUACUUUGUUGACAUGUGUGCAGCACUGGUCAUCCAGAACUCUCACCUGGGUAACAUGAGAAUCCGCAGUGUGUGUGGAGAUACAUACUGCACUAAAAGUGGGAAAAAAUUCACCGGGCAGGUCCAGGAAAAGUUUAUGAUUAUAGACUGUGAGGAAGUCAUUGCUGGGUCAUACAGUUUCAGCUGGCUCUCAGCGCAGGUCCACAGCAACAUGGUGAUGCACUUCUCUGGGCAGAUCACUGAGAGCUUCGACCGAGAAUUCCGCUGCCUGUACGCUGACUCUCAGAUCAUUGACUGUUUCCAUAACCCAGAUGAGGAGGAUGUCUCUUACUACCCCAACCCUGUUACUGCGCCCAACAUGGGGCUAGACUUCUUCCCCGAGAGGUCACGGGAUAGGGAGAGGGUUCUGAGUUCAGAGAACUCCAGCAGCCAAUCCAGUUGCAGCAUGUCCAGCAUCAAGGCAGCACCUGGCAUGACCAAUACGGUUUACAAGGUCACUCAAGGUCAUGACAAGAAAGAGACCAGCAACUCUCACCUGAGCCCUGAGAGGAGAGGAGGGGCACUAACUCCCUCCCUUCAUAAUCAGACUGCCCAAGGCACAAGAGGCUCCCACAAUGGGACCAAUCACAGCCCAGUUACAGAGCACGCUUCCUCUGGGAUCGGCCAAUCGGUUGGGAUAGAGUGGUCCAAGUCCAUCCCCACAGAGUUCCGCCAACCAAACGUUGGCGGAACAACGUCCAAGUUUCAGACUCUUGGUUUAUACGACCAAAAGUCAAGCCUCUUCAACAAUAGCCCCAAGACACAGUCUCCAAUGCCGGACAGCAAACUCCCUGCCAAGCAGAGGACUACCUCCAACCCCGUCCUCAACAAGCUCACCGACCUCUUCCUCCCCCCAACCAAGAAGGACUUCCUCCCCCCAACUGAGAAGGACACCUACAUCUUCAGGAGGUCUCCUCCUCACAGCACAGCCUUUGGGGGGCCAGACCUCUCCCAGACAGAGCCGGAGAGCGAGCAGACUCCCCCGCCACCGCCCCCCAUGAUAAACCGGAAGGACCAGAAACGCAUGACCUUAGGCCACAGCAAACUUGACCUGGUCAACCACUACAACAAGAUGAAGUCCAAACAGGUGUACAGCAGGUUUGAGUUAAAGAAUAACAACUGAGGCUCUGCUGAGAAAGUACUUUACCUCCCCUACCCCCAUCGCACUGGACCUCCAGGAAGCAGAGCACACCUUUUUGCCUUUUGUAGAGAACAUAGCGGAGUGGCAUUUUGUACCUUAAUCCCCCUAUAGGAGUUUAGAGGAGGGUAGAGUACAGCCUGAAUUAACCUGUUUACACUGAGUUGUAGUGAUAGCUUUUUAGCAUUUGCAUGUAGACAUUGAAGCUGUGGCGGUCCUGCCAAUAAGUGACAUGACACAUUUUACUUAGGGUCCCCAAAAUGCUAGGGCCGGCCCUUCAUUCAAUGACUGUGUAUUGUGUUCUUAUUUCUGUGUCUUUCACUAGCCGGUAAGGCUUUAAUGAUAUAAUACUGUAUGAAAUGAGUUGUAAAUGGAGUUUUACUGGGGGUUUUUAAGAUGUGUUUUUACUUUUGAUCACACCUACUCAUUCCAGGGUUGUUCUUUAUUUUUACUAUUUUCUAAUGUACUAUUUUUACUAAUGUAGAAAAUGGUACAAAUAAAGAAAAAAACUUGAAUGAG